UGGCAGUUGAACCUGAUACACUUGUAUUGUAGUGCGUCUCCACCUUAGUGAUUGCUGAUCUGCUUGCUGACUGAAGACUUCUUGGUUCCGAGGAUUGUGUUUGAAUAGAAUGUGGAUUAAUCAAGAUAUGUUUUUGGUGUGAUGAAGCAAGAUGCCCAAGAAAAGUGUUCCACCUUUCCAUAACUUCAGUCCAUGUUACUCGCCCCGUCCAGCGCCACCAAGACCUAAGUUGUUUAAGGAAAACCGUCUAGAGUUGUGGGAUAUCAUUAAUGCUGGAAAACGAGAUUACAAAUUCAAGAAGGAUGAGAUCUUCAAACGGAUGAAAAUCUCGACCCUGAUACAACUGAUUGUACAAAUAGCAAAACUUGAAACUGCCGAAACCAGCAGGUCUUUCGAUGGCGACCUUGGAGACGGUGAUCGUCCAAGUACGGCUGACCAGGAGGUACAGAAGAUCUGUGAUGGUGAGGAAUCGCCUCCCACUUCAUCUAGAGAAGGAGCAGAGACCAGCAGAUCUACCUUACAACAUGUGAUACGAGGAGUAGGGGAGAUUGAUAUGGACAAACCCCCACCCCCACCCCAAAAACUGUUUGUAGAUGACAUGUGUCCGUAUUUGUUGCUGGAUAUCAGAGAUGAAGAUGCCUAUCAUCAGUGUCACAUCAUUUCAGCAAAGAGUUUUCCUCGUGCAAGGUUAUCACGAUCGGUGAACUACGAAAAUAAUGAUCUUCUAUCAUAUCGAAACCAGACAGGGAAGAUCAUUAUAUUAUAUGAUGAAGAUGAAAGGAUUGCCCACGACGCAGCGACGACGCUUGUACAGAGGGGCUAUGACAACCUCUUCUUGUUGUCUGGAGGGCUCAAGGUUGCUUACAAGAAUUACCCUGAGGGGCUGAUCACAGGGACGCUGCCAAUGUCAGUAACAGAAAAGAAACCAAAGAAGAUAGAGCCAGCAGAUCAGAAACACUUUUGUAGUGAUGAUAUCGACAGAUUGUCAAUAUACUUGGAUACUGCCCUCAAGGACCAAAGUGUAGGAAGGAAAGGUCGGCUCUCCCGCGCCAGUACGACUGCACGGACGAUCUCCCAGCAAUCCACAAAGUCCAACCUCACAUCUCGCUCCAACUUGGACCAUAGACCAACCUUCAAACCAUAAUAAGGAAUCUCUCUUUAAGGAAUUGCAUUAAAUCCGUCCAAUGACAUUCAGUCUCACUCUCGUCAGCUCAAAGGUCAAGGAGAAGUCAGUAGUGAGCAACAUUGACUUGUUGCCCAUCUCUCUGCUCACUCAGGUCUGAGAUGCCCUGGGAAUCAAGGAGACUGGUCUGAUUGUACCCUGUGUGGUACAUGGCCUGGUUGCCAUGACAGUCAAUUGUAUAGUAAUUAUAUUGAGAAUGUUUAAGCAGAAUGUGUCAGUUCAAGCCUGAAUAUUAAACGGUCAUGUACUUAAACAAAUUUAAUUAAACUCAAUUUAAUUGUUUAUUGAUGGGAAUCCCAUAACAACUUGUUUAUAUUUUGACACAACAGACAUGAUUGUAUUUUGUUGUAAUGGUAUGUAACUUAGUAGAACUUCGGGUGCCAUAGUUAUCUCCCCUUGUUAAUGAGGUACAGUCACAUCUAUCACUCAGUGUCUUGUUGAGCAUUGGAGAGCAGUGCAUAAGUGAGUUA
This is a messenger RNA of Haliotis rubra (blacklip abalone), 1653 nucleotides long. Its product is annotated as centrosomal protein of 41 kDa-like. Gene Ontology annotation, biological process: cilium assembly; protein polyglutamylation. The transcript is spliced from 11 exons. The coding region runs from base 152 to 1144 and encodes 330 amino acids. Gene Ontology annotation, cellular component: ciliary basal body. Lineage: Eukaryota; Metazoa; Mollusca; Gastropoda; Lepetellida; Haliotidae. The record is from RefSeq and is a predicted model, not a curated record.